GAUACUGAGCGAAGCCUGGCGCUCCGUUCUGCCCCUCCCCCGCAGCAGACCCAGCUCCGCAAUGGAGAUGCAAGAUGGUGGGCAAGAGACUGCAGCGUCUCCUUCCGCCCCUGGAACAGGAAAGUCAAAACUGGAUACUUUACCCAAAGAAGAGCUCAUCAAAUUUGCAAAGAAGCAGAUGAUACUUUUACAGAAAGCGAAAUCUCGAUCUGCAGAACUGGAAAAGGAGAUUGAAGAACUGAAAUCAAAACCUGCCGCUGGAGGGACUGAUGAUAUUAUUCAGGCCCUCACGGAGAGACUGGACGUUGUUCUCCUCGAAAAAGCAGAAAUCCAGCAACAGUGUCUAACUCUGAAAAAAGAAAAUGUGAAAAGACAACAAGAAGCAGAGGCUGCUAUUGUCAAGGAUGAAGAAUCACAGAAGAAACUUGUGCAACUGAGCGCCGACUACCUGAAAGAAACUGAGAGUCUUAAAAAUGAAAUGGUAAUGGCACAGUCCAGAUAUGAUGAAACUUUGGCAGCGCUGCAGAAGGAACUGCAUGCAGAAAGGAGGAAACAAGAAGAGCUCUUGGACCAACUUAAAUUUCACAGUAAUUGGCAAGAAGAAGUCAAAAGACUAGAGGAAGGGGUCCACCAAACAAAGGCUGUGUAUGAGCAACAGAUCUCAGAUCUGGAGAAGCGGUUGGGAGCCUGCAGUGAAGCUAAGGAGAAAGAAAUUUCUGAUCUGCAAAAUGUUAUUGAAAACAAUCCUCGGGGUUACCAAAAUGAAAUUGAUAAGUUAAAUGAAGAACUGGUGAAACUGAAGACUUCACACCAAGAGGAGGUGUCCGAUUUGAUGCACCAGCUCGAAGCUUCUGCGAAUGUGUGUGAAGAAGAACGAAAUAAGGUAGAACGGUUACAGCAGGACUUGAGAGAACAGUAUGAGGUGCGAGAGAAAAUCUUGCAGAAUGAAUUACAUGCUUGCAAAGAGAAGUAUGAAUGUGAACUGGAGUGCUUAAGACAGGCUUUAACUAAAAAUGAAGACAACCAAACAGAGAAUAGAAAUGAACCUCUCGAGUCAGAACUGAGGGGAAAGGCCAGGCACUUAGAGAGUGCUCUAAAAGAACUGGAAUCUCAACACAGUAUACUGCAAGAUGAAGUAACCUAUAUGAAUAAUGUUAAGAUGAAACUAGAAAUGGAAGUCCAGCAUAUGAAGGACGAAUAUUUUCAUGAACGGGAGGAUUUGGAGUUCAAAAUCAAUGAACUGCAGCUUGCCAAAGAAGAUCAUUGCUGUGUAAUUGAAAAACUAAAAUUGGAGCUUGAGGCCAGAAGAGAGCAGUGUGAGACGAUUGCACAAGAGCAUAGCCUAGAAAUUCAAGAUCUUGUGGCAAGGCACAAGAAAGAAAUGUGUGAACUGAAACAAACAUUGUCAUCAAGUUUAGAGACAGAAAACAGAUCACUGGCUCAGGAAAUCCUAGAUCUUAAGGAACAGUGUCAGAAGUAUAUUCUGGAAAAAGAAGAAGCAAUUGAUAGCUACGAAAGCUUGAGAGAAACUAUGGAAACCCUACAAGCUGAAUUAGGAGAAUCGGCUGGCAAGAUAAGCCAAGAAUUCAAAUCAAUGAAGCAACAGCAGGCUUUGGAUGUUGAUGAACUACAGAAGAAGCUUAUAGCUGCUUUCAGUGAAAAGGACAUUCUUCUGGAGACGGUGAAUCGCCUUCGGGAAGAGGUGGAACAGCUUUCUUGCAAAAGAGAGGAAGUGGAAGAGCUCAGACUUAAAACCAGGGUGCUUCAGGAGGAAAAUGAGAAACUUGUUGCUUCUCUUCUUCAAAGAGAUGCUGCCGUAAAGGAGCUGGAAGAGAAGGAGCGAGAGCUUUGCUCUCAAUACAGCACCGUGUCCGAUGAGGUCAGAUGCUCCAUGGAGACAAUCAAAAACCUCCAGGAACAGUGCAAAGCAGAGCGAGCAGAGGUCCUGGUACUUCAACAGCAGGCUGAGACUCUUCGCCUUUGCAACCACGAAUUAGAACAGCAGGCAGAGGAAUUAAAAGAGGAAUUGAGAGGCGCUUCAGUGGAAAAAGAAGAUAGUCAGCAGAAACUCCAAAAAUUAGAGCAACAAACUGAAGCUCUUCAGCAAGACAGGGAGCGUCUGUCGUCUGAAGUCAAGAGCCUUCACGAUGAAAGUAACAAACUAAAAGAAGAAAGAGAUGGUGUUGAUAAGAAGCUGCAGAGCAUGGCGUCUGAAAAAGAGGAAUGGCUGGUGUUUAAAGAGAAAGUGGAUGGCUUGGAAAUGAAACUAAAAAUGGCCAGCGAUGAAAAAGACCACGUAGAGAAGCUCCUUGACGAGGAAAAGUCCUUCAAGUCCCUUGUAGCCAGUCAGUUGUGCAGCCUCCUUGAACAAAUGGGAUCUGGAUGUCCAGAUGAAAAUGAAGAGCACGAUGUUGUUGCUCUCCUGCAAGCGGCAAGGGAAUCCUUGGCAAGAAUGAAGGAAGAGAAACAGAAUCUGACUCGGCAGAAGGAUGACAAUGCUCUCUUACAGGAGGAGAUCAGGAGGCUCCAGGAAGAAAAUACAGCUUCUUGUCUAGAGCUGCAAUCUCUGCUGGAUAACUCUGAAAAAGAAAAAUGCCUUUUGAGAGAAGAGCUGGAAGGAGCCUUGUCGGAAAAAGAAGCCCUCCAGCUAGAUAUCCAAGAGCUGACCCACGCCAGUGAGAAAGUCAAGGCUGAGAACCAAAGUCUUUUGGCUUGCAUUGAAGAUAUUUAUGAAAAACUCGCAGGUUGUGAAAGUAAGAUGAAAGAGCAAGAAAACAAUUUAGAAGAAGAGAAGAAAAAUCUGAACUCAAUUCUAGAACAAAAGGAGUCUGAACUGAGCAGCGUGCAGGCUGAGCUUUCUGUCCUAAAGAAUUCCGCAGCAGAGUCUUCUGUUAAGAGUGACCAAGAAGCACUGGACUCACAAAAAAUAGUGAAUUUAGAAACACAGCUGAAAGAGAAGGAAGAAAAAUUAAAUAAAAUUAAAGCCGUUGCCAUGAAAUUAAGGAAGGAGCUGGAUUCUAGCAGAAAAGAGAUGCAGUCGCUUAGAGAAGAGCUGGAGCGAACACGGUCUGAGAGAGAGCAGCUCUCUUCUUCAAUGGGAGAGAUCAUUCAGGGAGCAGAGGGCUAUAAGAAUCUCUUAAUAGAGUUUGACAAGCAAGCAGAACAGCUGGAUUUUGAAAAAGACCGAUCUCGGAACUUGGAACGUCAUAUAGAGGAUCUUACAAGACAACUGGACACAUCAACUCAGCAGCAAGACCAGUGGCACUCUGCUAACGAAGACCUCUUGGCUCGAAUAGAGACUCUGCAGACCAACACCAAGCUAUUGGAGACCCAGCUGUUAGAAAUGCAGAAAGCCAAAGCAAAAACAGACAAAGAACUCGAAGCUGAAAAACUUCUAAAAGAACAAAAAAUAAAGGAGCACAGCACCACUGCGAAAGAAGUUGAGGAUCUGCAGGCCCAACUCCAGAAAGAAAGAAAGCAUCUCCAAAAAGUCUUGGAAGAACUGGAGAUGGCAAAGAAGGAUGCUCAGAAGAGUACACUGAUGGACAUGGAAAUAGCUGAUUAUGAGCGUUUGGUUAAAGAACUGAAUCAAAAGCUGAGUGACAGAGGCAGCAGAAUUGAGGAUCUUGAGCAAGAGAUUAAAAUCCAGAAGCAAAAGCAAGAGACGCUGCAAGGUGAAAUGGAGUCAUUUCAGGCCUCUGCACAGCAGUUUGAGAAUAAGAACUCCAAGAUCAAACAGCUGCUGGUGAAAACAAAAAAAGAGCUGGCCGACUUGAAACAAACAGAAAAUGAACUUCUGAAAAUUCAGGCAUCUUUAAAAGGAGAGUUGGAAGCCAGUCAGCAGCAAGUGGAAGUUUACAAG
Messenger RNA from Gekko japonicus, 3862 nucleotides. RefSeq names its product GRIP and coiled-coil domain-containing protein 2-like. Gene Ontology annotation, biological process: late endosome to Golgi transport. The annotation marks the transcript as partial. Gene Ontology annotation, cellular component: Golgi apparatus. Lineage: Eukaryota; Metazoa; Chordata; Lepidosauria; Squamata; Gekkonidae. The transcript is spliced from 15 exons. The record is from RefSeq and is a predicted model, not a curated record.